Messenger RNA from Arabidopsis arenosa, 4822 nucleotides. The record is from the annotation of a GenBank genome assembly. Lineage: Eukaryota; Viridiplantae; Streptophyta; Magnoliopsida; Brassicales; Brassicaceae.
CUCAUUACACUUGCAUGUGCAACAACCCGACCCGAUACCCGACCCGGCCCACAUUUCCAACCCAUUUCACACCUUUUUCUGUUUCCGCCGCCGACUGAUCGGAAUAAUCGAUCCCGAGAGAAUAACUGAAUCUUUCACCGGAGUUCAACGCCGAUGACGAUUGCGGCAGCACAAGCACGCCAGACAGAUCGAUCAGCCACUGGUUUCACUUUCGCUACGACGGCGAAGGCGGUGACUGUUCCGGUUCAAGUUCCACCGGGAACUGUGGUUUCCGAAGGAUUAGGUAAAGAUGCGUUGAUCUCAUGGUUCAGAGGAGAAUUCGCGGCGGCGAACGCGAUAAUCGACGCGAUGUGUUCGCAUCUUAGGAUAACUGAAGAAGCGGUGUCUGGAUCGGAAUAUGAAGCUGUUUUCGCGGCGAUCCAUCGCCGGCGUCUGAAUUGGAUCCCUGUUCUUCAGAUGCAGAAGUAUCAUUCCAUCGCUGAAGUAGCGAUCGAGCUUCAGAAAGUGGCGGCUAAGAAAGCGGAGGAUCUGAAACUGAAGAAAACAGAGGAGGAGGAAGAUCUGAAAGAGGUGGCGGCGGAGGAAGAGGAAGUGAAGAAGAAAGAUUGUUUUAACGGCGAGAAAGUAACGGAAAAUGACGUAAACGGAGAUGUGGAAGACGUUGAAGAUGAUUCACCAACUAGUGAUAUCACUGAUUCAGGUUCUCAUCAAGAUGUUCACCAAACUGCUGCUGCGGAUACUACACAUCAGAUUAUAUGCCAGAGCCAUGAAGAUUGUGAUGCACGGUCAUGUGAGAUUAAGCCUAUCAAAGGUUUCCAAGCCAAAGAGCAAGUCAAAGGCCACACUGUGAAUGUUGUGAAAGGACUAAAGCUGUAUGAAGAAUUACUUAAAGAAGAUGAGAUAUCUAAAUUGAUAGACUUUGUGGCAGAACUCCGAGAAGCUGGCAUAAACGGGAAGCUUGCAGGUGAGAGCUUUAUACUGUUCAACAAACAGAUUAAAGGGAACAAGAGAGAGCUGAUUCAGCUUGGUGUCCCCAUCUUUGGCCAUGUUAAGGCGGAUGAAAACUCUAACGACACCAACAACUCUGUUAACAUUGAGCCAAUUCCACCACUUCUUGAGAGUGUCAUUGAUCACUUUGUCAAAUGGAGACUCAUCCCAGAAUACAAGAGACCAAACGGCUGUGUCAUCAACUUCUUUGAAGAGGGUGAAUACUCACAGCCUUUCCUAAAACCACCACAUCUAGAACAACCAAUCUCCACUCUUGUUCUCUCUGAAUCAACAAUGGCCUAUGGACGCAUUCUCUCUAGUGACAACGAAGGCAACUUCAGAGGACCUUUAACUCUUUCUCUCAAACAAGGAUCUUUGUUGGUGAUGAGAGGGAACAGUGCAGACAUGGCAAGACAUGUAAUGUGUCCAUCACAAAACAAAAGAGUAAGCAUCACAUUCUUUCGUAUUCGACCUGACACAUAUCAUAACCAUUCACAACCCAACAGUCCUCGCAACGACGGUGUAAUGACAAUGUGGCAACCUUACCAAAUGACACCAACUCCAUUCCUCAAUGGCUAUGAUCAUUCAAUUGACAUGAUGCCAAAACUUGGAGUCCUACGUCCUCCAAUGGUCAUGAUGGCACCACCACCAGUUCAACCAAUGAUAUUACCAAGUCCCAAUGUGAUGGGAACCGGUGGUGGUACCGGUGUUUUCUUACCAUGGGCCUCUGUUAAUAGCUCAAGAAAACAUGUGAAGCAUUUGCCUCCACGCGCCCAGAAGAAGCGAUUACUUCCGCUUCCUCCUGCUGCUUCUUCUUCUCCAGCUGGAGGAUCCACCUCUGAGCCUGUGAUCAGUGUAGUGUUAGAGAUCAAAGAAAAGAUUGAGAAGUAUCAACGUAUUCCUGUUUCGAAACAAACCCUUUUCUUCCAAGGUAAUAUUCUUCAAGAUGAUCUUGAUAUCGAACAAUGUCAGAUCCUCGACAACUCCCAUCUCCAACUCUUCAUAUCCUCUCCCGGUAACAAUGAUCAAAACCACAAUCAGAACCGCAACAGUCAAGUGUUCAAAACUGAGCAAUCUCCACCAUCAAACUCAACAGAACAGAUCAUUAAUGGUCAUCAAGAUUCGACAAUGCUAAUGGUGGGGAGCAAUAACAACAAUCCCCUGAAGAAGCUGAGAUUAAUGGUUCUGCCAAAAUGCGGGACCAGAAAGAUUCCGGUGGAGGUGAACGCGGGUGAUAACGUUGGAGAGCUGGCUAAGAUUCAACAGAGCGAUCAAGUGCUUCAUCAAUCUCCAGCACCGUCAAACUUAAACCAACAAAUCAUGCCGGUGAUGGUGAGUAGCAACAACAACAAUGAAUCACUACCGUCAUAUUCACUUGAUGAAUUACUUGGCAUUCAAGAUUUACCGCCUGUGACGGUUGGGGACAUAAGAAACAGGAAUAAAGUGGUUCAAGCCGAGAUUCGUAAGAAGGUGAUCAUCGAGAAACAGAGUGGCUCAUCGUUCACCAUUGAUAUUGCUUUCUCGGAUACAGUGUUAACGAUUAAACAGAAGAUCGAGAAGUCUCAAGGCAUUCCUGUUUCCAAACAAAGCCUAGUCCUCCACAAGGUUCUUCAAGAUCAUCUUGAUAUCUUUGAAUGUCACAUCCUUCACCACUCUCAUAUCCAUCUCUCCAUAUCUCCUGACGAUAACCCUACUCAUAACCAAGUGCCUCAAACCAAGCAAUCUCCAUCAAAUCCUAUUCAUGAGUUCGUUGACAAUCAAGAUUCUCCGAAUGGCAAAAAGAAUCAAGUGCUUGAUCAAUCAGGGAAACCUCCAUUACCGCCAAAAUCAAGUCCUUUGACGACGGAAAAGUUCAGUAAGAAACAACAAGAUCGGCCUGUGAUCACGAAGGUGGUGGCGAGGAGAAUCGACAAUGGAUCAUCACUACCGUCAUAUUCACUUGAUGAGUUACUUGCCCCUCAAGGUUCGUCGUCUGUGAAGGUUGGGAGCAGAAGAAACAGGGAUCAAGAAGUUCAAAACAGAGUAUCUUCAUCGUCAGACUCAGUCAUUAACAUUCCAGAUUCGCCUGCAAAGAAGAAGACCAAGACCAACCCGAGGAGGAUGGUAGUAAUGGUGCAGCCAUAUGGAGAGAGCAGUAGGAGUCUAGUGGAGGUUAACGCAAAAGAUAACGUUGAAGAACUGAGAAAAGAGCUGGUUAAGAUGCAAGAGACGGGUGAGUUAAAUCUGCCUCACGAAAGGUUUUACUUAAUACACAAGCAGGCUGUAUUACAUGAAGAUAAGUCAUUCUUGACGAACGGAGUUGCUUACGGAGAUACGAUUGAGAUUUUAAGCGCAUAUAUUACCAAACGCGGCUCCUACACCUACAAGUGGUUGAACUCUCUAUUGAUCUUGAAAAACACCAUUGAUACAAUGAAGAAGGUGAUCAUCGAGAAUCAGAGUGGCUCAUCGUUCACCAUUGAUGUUGCUUUCUGGGAUACAGUGUUAAUAAUUAAACGGAAGAUCGAGAUGACUCAAGGGACCCCUGUUUUCAAACAAACACUUAUCUUCAAACGCAAGGUUCUUCAAAACCAUCUUAAUAUCGUGGAUUGCCAGAUACUCCACAACUCUCGUCUCCAUCUCUACAUCUCUCCUGACGAUAACCCUACUCAGAACCAAGUGCCUCAAUCUCCAUCAAAUCCAAUUCAUGAGUUCGUUAACAAUCAAGAUUCUCCGGAGGGCAAAAAGAAUCAAGUGCUUCAUCAAUCAGGGAAACCUCCGUUACCGUCAAAAUCAAGUCCUUUGACAACGGAAAAGUUCGGAAAGAAUCAACAUGAUCGGCCUGUGAUCACGAAGAUGGUGGCGAGGAGAAUCGACAAUGGAUCAUCACGACCGUCAUAUUCACUUGAUGAGUUACUUGCCCCUCAAGGUUCGUCGUCUGUGACGGUUGGGAGCAUAAGAAACAGGGAUCAAGAAGUGCAAAACAGAGUAUCUUCAGCGUCAUACUCAGACGAAGAGGUUAUUAACAUUCCAAAUUCGCCUGUGAGGAAGAAGACCAAGAUCACGAAGGUCGUGGCGAGGAGAAUCCACAAUGAAUAUUCAUCAGGACCGGCAUAUUCACUUGAUGAGUUACUUGCCCCUCAAGGUUCGUCGACUGUGGCGGUUGGGAGCAUAAGAAACAGGAAUCAAAAGGUUGAAAACAGAGUAUCUUCACCGUCAGACUCAGUCGAAGAGGUCAUUAACAUUCCAGAUUCGCCUGCAAAGAAGAAGACCAAGACCAACCCGAGGAAGAUGGUAGUAAUAGUGCAGCCAUAUGGACAGAGCAGGAGGAUUCUAGUGGGGGUUAACGCAGAUGAUAACGUUGAAGAAAUGAGAAAAGAGCUGGUUAAGAUGCAAGAGAGGGGUGUGUUAAAUCUGCCUCAUGAAAGGUAUUACUUUAUACACGAGCAGGCUGUAUUGAACGAAGAUCAGUCAUUUUUGACGAACGGUGUUGCUUCCGGUGAUACGAUUGAGAUUUUCAGCGCAUAUGUUACCUAUCGCGGCUCCUACACCUACAAGGCCACAAGUGGUCGAACGUUUGAUCACUAAUGAGCUUAAACUCAGUGCAGUCUCCUCUUUGUCUUAUUGUUUUUGGUCUUUCUUCAAGUUUUUUUGCUUUGUUCAAAGUUCACAGCUUUCUCAGACAUGUAAUUACCAAUAUGAGCUGAAAGAAGAGAAACUAGUUCUUGUUGAGUUACUUUAAGCUCUGUGUCUAUUCUCCAGAAGAAAACAUUACGAUCAGAUGGUCUAAUUCACAUUUUUUUUAGUAUUCUUUAAUGAUGUGGCGUUACAGAAACAAGUAUAAAGAUCAAAUAUUGAA